GAUAUGUAGUUCUCUCUGGGUUUUUCCAUCCAAAAUUUAUUUAAAAUUUUUAGUUUAUCUUCUGAAGACGCUUGGUUUAUUAAUUUAUUUGAUGGCGUUGUGUAUAGUAAUUUUUGUUAGCAUGCCAAUGUUAAUGUUGUGUUUACUUAUUGUAAAGUUGGCUUUAAAUUUUGCAAGGAUAUAUUUAAAUAUUUUAUUAAUUAAAGUUCUUAUAAUUCGUCUAUUCCUCUUAUUUAUUAAAUUUGUACUUAAAUCGAUUAUUUUUUGCCUUAAAAACUUUAACAAAAUUAGGGCUUAUUUCAUAUGUAGAAUGUAUAUUUAUAUUUUCUGUGCCGUAAUUUGUAUGACUUUAUUUUUUCUAAUUUUAUAUAAUUUAUAUAAAUACAUUUAA
Molecule: messenger RNA, 391 nt
Organism: Meloidogyne enterolobii
Lineage: Eukaryota; Metazoa; Nematoda; Chromadorea; Rhabditida; Meloidogynidae
Source: the annotation of a GenBank genome assembly